Messenger RNA from Astyanax mexicanus (Mexican tetra), 5122 nucleotides. It is a transcript of the gene htr1fb, whose product is annotated as 5-hydroxytryptamine (serotonin) receptor 1Fb. The transcript is spliced from 2 exons. Bases 377 to 1486 code for a protein of 369 amino acids. Gene Ontology annotation, biological process: adenylate cyclase-activating adrenergic receptor signaling pathway. Gene Ontology annotation, molecular function: G protein-coupled serotonin receptor activity. NCBI's taxonomy places the organism in Eukaryota, Metazoa, Chordata, Actinopteri, Characiformes, Acestrorhamphidae. Gene Ontology annotation, cellular component: plasma membrane. The record is from RefSeq and is a predicted model, not a curated record.
GGGUAAGAGUGACAGUGUGUGCAUGUACAGAAAAACCAUCAGUUCAGUCUCUGCAGUUGAGGAGUCUGAUGGCUUGGGGGUAGAAGCUGUUGCAGAAUCUGGUCGUGCUGGACCGGAUGCUGCGGUACCUUCUUCCCGAAGGCAGGAGGGAGAAUAGUUCGUGUGAGGGAUGAGUGGGGUCAUUCACAAUGCUGGUUGCUUUGCGGAUGCUGCAGGUGGUGUAAAUGUCCGUGAUGGAGGGGAGAGAGACGCCGAUGAUCCUCUCAGCUGUCCUCACAAUUUGCUGGAGGGUCUUGCGGUCAGAGGCGGUGCAGGUCCUAAACCAGAUUUCCAACUUCACUCACAAAACGUAUUAAUAUAAAAGUGAAAAAACAACAUGGACCUUCAAAACUGCUCCGCGCCGGAUCUUUCUGAUGUUCUGGACGGUCGAAUCAGCCCUGGUAAAAUCCUGCUCUCCCUGAUGCUCUCCGUUUUGGCUGUGGCCACUACCAUCAUAAACUCCUUGGUGAUCACCGCCAUCUUGGUCACUCGCAAACUCCACCAGCCUGCCAACUACCUGAUCUGCUCCUUGGCUGUGACUGAUCUUCUGGUGGCUGUGCUGGUCAUGCCUGUCAGCAUCAUCUACAUAGCAGAAGAAGAAUGGGUUCUAGGGCCAAUCGUUUGUCACCUGUGGCUCGGCGUGGACGUCACCUGCUGCACCUGCUCCAUUCUGCACCUGGCUGCCAUCGCCCACGAUCGUUACAGAGCUAUCACUGAUGCCGUGGCCUACUCUCAGAAGCGUACGUCCAGACGUGCAGCUGCAACAAUCAUAGUGCUGUGGGUGCUGUCCAUACUUGUUUCACUUCCUCCACUCAUGUGGAGGAGGUUUCCCAACAUAAGAGAACAAAUUGGGGACCGUGUAGUCAUGGACUGCUUGAUAGAGCAUGACCACGUUGCCUUCACAGUCUACUCCACAUUUGGCGCCUUCUACAUCCCCCUCACCCUGAUCCUGGUGCUCUACUACAAGAUCUACCGUGCAGCACAGACGCUCCGGAAUCGAAGAGGAAGCAGCCGGUUGGUCCAGCAGACAGUCAGCAGCGUCAUGAUAAGUUCAGAACGAGAUGCUCCUCUUAGUCCAGACACUCUCAGCCCUAUCGAAAAGUCUUUUUCUGACCCUUCCACAGACUGUGACCGCGUCAGGAUUGCGCCUACCACAGGGCGGACGAUCAGGAGUCGCAGAGCUCCUGGAGCCAGGGAGAGACGCGCGGCAUUGACGCUUGGCCUCAUCCUUGGGGCAUUUGUGAUUUGCUGGCUGCCUUUCUUCCUCAAGGAGGUCAUUGUAAACAGUUGCCCUUCUUGUAGUACCUCUGCCUUUCUCGCAGACUUCCUCACAUGGUUGGGAUACCUGAAUUCGCUCAUCAAUCCACUAAUAUACACCAUCUUCAAUGAGGACUUCAAGAAAGCCUUCCAGAAGCUUCUCCCGUUGUGUUGUACCCACUACCGCUGAAGUUGAACCACUGGAACAUGGAACCAUCUGCUUCCUUUGAGUGUGACGCUGUAUCCUUGGAAGUAACAUCCUGACGAGACUUUUCGUUGGCAGUGUCAGGAUUGAGCCUGGGACUGGGUGGACAGUAAGGAGCCGCAGAGCUCCUGGAGUCAAGAAAAGACGUGCAGCCCUGACGCUUGGCCUCAUACUUGGGCUUUUGCAUUCUCUGCGACUUCCAUCAACUUGCUAAUAUACACCAUCUUUAACGUAAACUUCAAGAAAGCUUUCAAGAAGCUUCUCCUGCUGUGUUGUACCCACUACCAGUGAAGCUGAACCACAGGGACAUGGAACAAUCCUCUACUUUGAGUGUGACAUUGCAUCCUGAGACAUUCUGUUGACAUUGCCAGGAUUGAGCCUGGGACUGGGUGGACAAUCAGGAGCUAUAGAGCUCCUGGUGAAAGGGAGAGACAUGCAGCCUUGAGGCUUGGCUUUAUCCUUGGGGGUUUGGCAUUCUUACCGACUUCCUGACCUGGCUAAGGUACCUGAAUUCGCAAGAACUUCAAGAAUGCCUUCCAGAAACUUCUCCUGCAGUGUUGUACCUACUACCGGUGAAGCUGAACCACAGGGACGUUCUUUUCUUAUUGGGUGUCCUGAGAAAUUACUUCCUUCCAAGACUUCAGAGCAGUAACAGUUGUUAAGAAGUGUGUCAGGAUAGUUCCACCCAGGGUAAACAGUCUGGAGCUCCAAAGCUCCUGCAGCCAGGGAGAGGUGUGCAUCAAUGACACUUAACCUCAUCCUUGGGGCUUUUGUGAUCUGCUGGCUGCCUUUCUUCAUUAAGGAGGUCAUUAUGAACAAUUGCCCUUCGUAUAGUACCUGAAUUGUACUCCAGAUUUGUCAAGGUUGUCAAGGUCUUCAAGAAGUGGCCACUGCCAUUGAAGACUCUGUUCUUUGUGGGUAUGAUUAUGUACCCUGAGAAAUUACUUCCUGUUGAGACUUUGGUUGAGACACCCACCACAGAGCAAACAGUCAGGAGCCAGUUGACAAUUAUUGGUUAGUCGAAUGUUUCCUGAACAUUACAGUUUACAGUCUUAGAAUGUUCAGUCAGGAUGUUCUUAGAACAUUUUUAUUUAACAUUUUUAAUUGUAAUCUUUUUAAAGUCCCUGCAAUGUUACUUGUGUAUGUGUUUUUAUUUGUUGUUUUGAGAAUGUUACUUUUAACAUUUUCAUAAUGUUAGUAUUUAUUUAGCUUGGAACAUUACAUGAGAAACAUUCUAAUAGCUUUGAGAUCUAAACCAUUAUUAUGUUACAUGUUUCAGAAUGUUCCUGGAACAUUGUGAAUGAUUGCCCUUCUUGUAGUAGCUCGGCUGUAUUUGCAGACCUCCUGACAUGGCUGGGGUGCCUAAAUUUACUCAUCAACCCCUACCAGUGAAUCACUGGAAUACUGUUCUUUUUGAGUUUGACAUUGUAUCCUGAGAAAUGACAUCCUGUUGAGACUUCGAGAUGGUAAAGACUUUUGUAGAUUUUUAUUUUUGAGAACAGACUGGAAACUCGGGGAGGAGGGAUUUCCCAGGUUAGAUGACUCACAAUCGGCUCUGCAGAGCUGCGGUAGAAAAUCAUAUUGUUUUAGCAUAUAUAAAUCUAUUAAAAGUGAGAAGUUGCACUGCUUUUUGUCUAAGUUAAAGCUUUAAUCUUUCUUGGAGUGUUAAUAUCCAUGAUUUGAGUCUUGACUCAAUUUGACAAACUGGACAUCCUUCAAGGAAGGUCUACUUUUAUGAUUGUAUUUAACCAGCGAGUACAGGAACAUUAAAGCCAGACACUUAUUUUUGAACUGCUGCAGAAGCAGCCCCAUAGGGAAGCUCACCACUUGGAGAACUGUCUGCUCAAAGCUGUGUACGUGAGCUGGCGCCCGCUCAUGGCUGGCGAGCGUUGACUGACAGGGGAGAGGGACUAAGCCAUCUUUUUCACUAAUUUGCUCUUUUGGACUUCUGGUCAGGGAUGGAUGGCUUUGGCAUUGAUGACAGGACACAGCCCUCCGCUCAACUCUCCACAUUUAUCAGUCGGGAAAAAGCAGCAUUGGCUUCUUCUUAUCUUAUCCUGCGUUCACACUGGCAGAUGACAAGUCGCUCACAUCGCCCCAAGUUUGUCUCUUGUAGAACCGAGACUGCAGGAGGAGGUGGUCUCCGUCUGGACCCAGAUGAACUCGAAAUAAGAACGUAAUUCUGCCUCAAUCUGACCAACUGUCCAAAAUACUCCUUAUGUUUAGGCUAAGCUGCUUUUCAGGUACAGUUUAACCUGAUUAAUUAUCUAGAUUAUCACUACAGCUAUAAACAAAUGUGGUUGAACCCUGUAAGUGCAGCGCUUGCCACUUACACCCACCAAAAAAUGCAGCCAUUCCAUUGAAAACAAAUAGCUUGAAGGUGCAGCAGCAAUAUUUCCGCAUUCAGCGUAAAUGCACCUUACUCUACACAAAUACAGGACCUUCCUAUGUUUACUUUUUUUGCUACUACCCAUACAGUUCUGACCAGUAGUCAAAGCUUACAUGCUCAUGUUUGUUGUGAUGCACUUUGUUGCACUUGCGAACCAAAGUGGGAAAUGCUCAAAUAAACACGUUAACUGAUUCGGACCAGAGAAACCAACAAAAGGUGCCAAAAAAAUGCCCUAAGUGGAUUUUCUUAUGCAUGAUGUCACCACAAAUCCAAGUCCAAGGACUCUUCAUUGGAGAGUCCUACAGAGGACCUGUCCUACCUUGAGUGCAGCCUAGACUUUGGAAAAGAGUUUUACCUUUCGGACAUUUGGUUUAAACUGGUUUCCCACAUCAUAAUUUAUUUGCGUAAAGUUUUAAAAAUCCUAGCUUGAUUUGUCGCUUGUCGUGUGUCAUCAAAUCUCAAAUACAUAUCGCAUCCUCUCAUAGGAAAUGACUGGUCGUUUGUUAUGUUGCCUGCUAGUGUGAACGCAGAGUUAGUUAUUAAAGAAAACAGCAACAUCCAUAUCUUGAUGUCUUGAAGUCCAUGAAUGUGGGAAUUGUUAGAAUAUGUAUUCUCAUGCAUCUCCCACAAUGGCUGCCCUAUACCAAACCCUUGACUUUAAUGCCUGAAGGCGUUGACCUCGGUACGUAUAAAUAAAAAGACCCAUCAGGUGUCGAGAUUCUUUGACAGUUCCUAAGCAUUCACUGAUUUUCAGCGUCCAUCUCUAUCUGACAGUGAGCCUCCCCUUGCAACCACUCGUACCUGAGGCAGUUUUACUAGUUUGGCAUCUUGUCACGAUUUCUGACACUGUUCCCUUCGACUACUUUUAUUUUUCUAUUUCAGUGUCUGACAUACUUGGAGCUCAUCCUGAAACAAAUAUUCCACUAUGCGUAUGGUAUACAUCUUAUGCUGGAAAUAUCCACCCUCCUGCUUUAACAUUAACAUCUUGGUAAUUGUCAUAUUGACAAUUAAUCUAAGAUGAGCAUCACAUAUUUAUUCUGUCUCAUUAAAAAAAAAGCUGCUUUUUCUAUUCAGUGUCUUUGUCUACAUGUUGGUAGGUUCAUGCCUCAACCAAGAGAUGCAGUUCGGUGUUCCCACCAAAGCAGUACUUAAAGCAAUUAUCCAGUUAGCAAGCUUUAAAAAAGGCUCAGCAAUUAAACACUCUUGUAUUAAUAAAAUAUAUAUGUAUACGC